Molecule: messenger RNA, 2901 nt
Organism: Venustampulla echinocandica
Lineage: Eukaryota; Fungi; Ascomycota; Leotiomycetes; Helotiales; Pleuroascaceae
Exons: 6
Coding region: 1-2901 (966 amino acids)
Biological process (GO): protein import into nucleus
Cellular component (GO): cytoplasm; nuclear membrane
Molecular function (GO): small GTPase binding
Source: RefSeq, a predicted model, not a curated record
AUGGCUGCGGACGGUAGCGAUCCCCAGCAGGCGUACGCGCCUGUCUUGACGGCUAUGUCAACUAUGCGCGACGGCCAACGGGAGCAAAAGAAGGCAGCACAUCAGUUCUUAGAGAGAUUUCAAAAAUCGACCGAAGCAUGGCAAAUCACCAUCGGUAUUCUGCAAUCGCAGGCAGAUGCAGAGGCCAAGUUAUUUGCUGCCACAACGUUAAGAGGAAAGAUCACCUAUGAUGUCAAUCAGAUACCCGAUGAUUCCCUACCAGCACUUCGAGACCAGGUCUUGGGGCUUUUGAAGCUAUUCGCAACUGGCCCGCGACCGAUCCGAAUACAACUAUGCGUUUGCCUAGCGAUACUCGCUGUCCAAAUGACUGCGUGGAAGGAUGUGGUUCCGCUGGUCGUGUCAACCCUGGGCAAUGACGCCGAGAGUUCUACCUGUAUACUGGAUUUCCUGAAGGUUCUCCCAGAGGAAGUCACCGAGGGACGAAAGAUCAAUUUGACUGAAGAAGAGCUACAGCAGAGAACGCAGGAGUUAUUGGGGGACAACGCCGGCCAGGUUGUGCAACUCCUAAUCAGAUACGCCCAAUCAUCAGCAUCCGCGGCUACAAACCCUCAGCUUCUGGAGGUUAUUGCAUCUUGGCUACGUGAGAUACCAGUAGCUGACGUUGUGAACUCUCCGUUACUGGAUAUUGUCUUCGGUGCCUUGGAUACUGAGAGGUCUUUCGAGGCGGCAACAGAAUGUCUGUGCGCUAUCUUUAAGGAGACCCGUGAAGUGGAUGAGUAUCUCCCGACAAUCCAGAUCCUCUUACCUCGUGUUAUUGCAUUGCGCCCUCGAAUUCGUCAAGCAGCCGACGCCGAAGAUACGGAAGCUUAUAAGGGGAUAACUCGGGUUUUCGCGGAAGCAGGCGAAGCAUGGGUAGUUUUGAUCGCCCGUGAACCGAUUGGCUUCCGGCCACUCGUGGAGGCUGUGUUGGAGUGCGCAGCCUUGGAUAUGGACCGUGAAGCUAUCGCUUUGACGUUUAUCUUUUGGUACGAGUUGAAACUCUAUCUCAUCCUAGAGAUAUAUAUUGAGGCUCGGAUGCAAUAUGUGGACGUCUAUGCGAAGCUUGUUGAUGUCAUGCUGAAGCAACUCGAAUAUCCGAGCGAGGGCAACAAUCAAGAAGAUUUGUUCGACGGGGACCGCGAAGCCGAAGAGAAAUUCCGCGAGUUUAGGCAUCACAUGGGUGAUGUUCUUAAAGACUGCUGCGAGAUAAUGGGCGUUACGGAAUGUCUUUCCAAAGUGCUUGAACGUAUCAAAGCAUGGAUGACUUCCUAUGCCAGUCAAGCAACUCCAAAUUCAGUACCUCACUGGCAGCAACUCGAAGCCCCACUCUUCAGUAUGCGUGCCAUGGGAAGGAUGGUUGACAAAGAUGAGGAUAUCAUACUCCCGCAGAUAAUGCCCCUUAUCGUACAGAUACCACAUCACGAAAAGUUGCGAUUUGCGACCAUUAUGGUCCUAGGCCGCUACACGGAGUGGACAUCGAACCACCCCGAGCUCCUGGAAUCCCAAUUCACCUACAUUGUGUCUUCUUUCGGGACCGACUCCAAGGAGAUCAUAAGAGCUGCUGCCAUGGCCAUGAAAUUUUUCUGCACCGACUGCAAACACCUCCUGAGUGGACAAGUAGUGCAGCUUCAACAAUUCUAUGACCAGACUCUGGACAAAUUGCCCGGUAUCAGUCAGGAGGAGCUCACCGAGGGUGUGGCGUCAGUUGUUGCAGUGCAACCGGUUGCCCAAAUCUUCGACCUCAUGAAGCAUUAUUGUGAUCCGUUGAUGGCCAGGCUAAUGGCGAAGGCCAAUGCGGCAACGGAUGAGGACGGAAAGCUAGCAGUUGCAGAUCAUUUACAGUUGAUCACACUCUUCAUCCAGAUGGUCACACCCUACGUCGCUCCUGGCCAGGAAAAUCCUGCAGUAAAAUACUGCCAGGAAAUCUUUCCAAUUUUAUCCACAAUACUAGACACUUUCACAGAUUUCACACCCAUCUGUGAACGGAUCUGUCGUUGCUGGCGAUAUAUGGUGAUCUCUUACCGUACAGCCAUGGCCCCUUUGCUUCCUCAGAUGGCCAACAAACUUGCCAACGGCUUCGCUACCUCCAAGCAAGGCUGCUUUCUCUGGGUGACAAGCGCAAUUUUGCGGGAAUUCUCCGAGGAUCGAGAACACGUUGACGAGAAUACAACAGAGGCUAUCUACGCAUUCUUCGAGGCCCAAUCAACAAACAUGCUCCGUAUGAUGAGCGACGUACCACCAAGAGAUCUGCCGGAUGUCAUUGAGGAUUUCUAUCGUCUGUUGGUGGAUGCUCUACUCUACUAUCCCCACAAACUGAUUCGCUCGGACCUAUUUGCCCCGAUUUUCCAGGCAGGAGUUUCAGCAUUGGCACUUGAGCAGCGAGAGCCGCUUUCUGCAGCUCUUCAUUAUCUGCGAGAUGUUAUUGGAUAUGGUGGUGAUAACCCUCCAAGUUCAAGCAACAGCCCAAAUCCACCUGAGAUCAAACGCGCUGUACAACAGGUUAUCCUUGCAAAUGGCGAGCAUUUAGUAAAGCAGAUCAUGGCUGGCAUGAUGAUUACCUUCCCAGAUGACUGUUUCACCGAUGGUAGCGGCGCACUCCUGGGACUCUUUGAGAUAAUGCCUGAACAAACUGCCGCAUGGGUUGAUAAAACUGUUCGAAUGCUUCCAUCUGGCACAAUUAGCGAGGCUGAAAUCGAUAAGCUCAUGAUAGGUAUCAAAGAGCGAUUAACUCUUGGACAAGAGGGCCUCCGGAAGGUCCGCAGCCUACUCCAGGACUUUACAAAUGUUUAUCGACGACGAUAUGUAGCCCCUAGGGAUGGUCUGGGAAGACUGGAAGCUGAGAGGUUCCAUUUUAAUGCCUGA